AUGUACAAAGUGUUCUUUUCGUUGCUGCUUCUAAUAUUAUGCAUGAUGACUAUUAGCUCACUACCGGUCGAGAUUAAACACACGGAGCAUGCAGAUGACGACUCGUGGUACGAUUCAGAAAUUGUGCCACCAGAAAAUCCAGAAUGUUACAAGUAAGUUCAUACAGUUGAACUUUAGUAUCACGAACUUUUGUAUCACGACAUUCUGAUACAACGAACAAAUUUGAAAGAGAUUUGUUAUACAGGAGCUGUACUGUAAAAAUGUUUGUGUCAAAAACGUUGACAUACAGUAUUCAUCUUUUUAGAAACGAGGACUGUUCAUUUUGUUGUUACAACCCGGAAACCAAAGUAAAACUGACGGUGAAACGAGCGAGCUGCGACGUUGGACUAUGCCAAUGUUUGUGUGAUAUUUUUUAA
Messenger RNA from Bursaphelenchus okinawaensis, 416 nucleotides. The record is from the annotation of a GenBank genome assembly. NCBI's taxonomy places the organism in Eukaryota, Metazoa, Nematoda, Chromadorea, Rhabditida, Aphelenchoididae.